Micropterus dolomieu (smallmouth bass) is the source of this 3035-nucleotide messenger RNA. RefSeq names its product malic enzyme 3, NADP(+)-dependent, mitochondrial (gene me3). The transcript has 13 exons. Gene Ontology annotation, molecular function: malate dehydrogenase (decarboxylating) (NADP+) activity; malate dehydrogenase (decarboxylating) (NAD+) activity; NAD binding. NCBI's taxonomy places the organism in Eukaryota, Metazoa, Chordata, Actinopteri, Centrarchiformes, Centrarchidae. The coding region runs from base 31 to 1659 and encodes 542 amino acids. Gene Ontology annotation, cellular component: mitochondrion. Gene Ontology annotation, biological process: malate metabolic process; pyruvate metabolic process. The record is from RefSeq and is a predicted model, not a curated record.
UAUAACUGCUACUCUGUCACGCUGCAGGGAAUGGCAUUUACCCUGGAGGAGCGCCUACAACUGGGCAUCCACGGCCUGCUGCCCCCCUGCUUCCUCUCCCAGGACGUACAAGUGCUGCGUGUCAUGAAGAGCUAUGAAACGCGCACCAAUCCUCUGGACAAGUACAUCCUGCUGAUGACGCUGCAGGACAGGAAUGAGAAGUUGUUCUACCGUUUGCUGACUUCCAACAUCGAGGAGUUCAUGCCCAUUGUGUACACUCCCACUGUCGGCCUGGCCUGUCAACAGUAUGGACUCGCCUUCAGGAGACCUCGAGGACUCUUCAUCACCAUCCAUGAUAGAGGCCACAUCUCCACCUUGCUGAACUCCUGGCCUGAAGAAGACAUAAAGGCCAUCGUGGUGACGGACGGGGAGCGCAUCCUCGGCCUGGGUGACCUGGGAAGUUAUGGUAUGGGCAUUCCUGUCGGGAAGCUGGCGCUCUACACAGCCUGUGGUGGUGUUCAACCACAGCAGUGUCUCCCCGUGCUGCUGGACGUCGGCACUAACAACCAGGCGCUGCUCAAUGACCCCCUGUACAUUGGCGUGAAGCACAAGAGAAUCAGAGGGAAGGAGUACGACGAGCUGAUUGACGAGUUCAUGCAGGCAGUGACCGACAAGUAUGGGAUGAACUGCCUGAUACAGUUUGAGGAUUUUGCCAACAGCAACGCCUUCCGCAUCCUCAACAAAUACAGGAAUCGAUACUGUACCUUCAACGACGAUAUCCAAGGCACGGCCUCAGUAGCUGUUGCUGGGAUCUUAGGCGCUCUGAAGAUCACCAAGAACAAACUCUUAGACCACACCUUUGUGUUCCAGGGGGCGGGCGAGGCUGCUCUGGGUAUUGCUCACCUGCUUAUAAUGGCCAUGGCCAAAGAGGGAUUAACUAAAGAAGAAGCUGCAAAGAGAAUCUGGAUGGUUGACUCAAAAGGUCUCAUUGUGAAGGGAAGAGGCAAUCUGAAUCACGAGAAGCUGGAGUUUGCUCAUGAGCAUCCGCACCUGAAGACCUUGGAGGAGGUGGUGAACACCAUCAAACCCACCGCAAUCAUAGGGGUGGCUGCUAUUGCAGGAGCGUUCACUGAGAAGAUUAUCAAAGACAUGGCAUCCUUCAAUGAGAGGCCAAUCAUCUUUGCCCUGAGCAAUCCUACCAGCAAGGCGGAGUGCACAGCAGAGCAGUGCUACAAGCUCACGGAGGGCCGGGGCAUCUUUGCUAGCGGAAGUCCGUUUGACAAGGUGACGCUGGCUGAUGGACGCACCUUCCACCCCGGCCAGGGAAACAACGCCUACGUCUUCCCUGGAGUUGCUUUGGGUGUCAUUGCCUGUGGAGUGCGCCACAUAUCUGAUGACGUCUUCCUCACCACAGCAGAGGCAAUAGCUGACAUGGUAACAGAGGAGCACCUGGCUGAGGGAAGACUCUAUCCUCCCCUCAACACCAUAAGAGAGGUGUCGUUCAAGAUCGCAGUGAAGAUUGUCAACUAUGCAUACAAGAACAAUAUCGCUUCGCUGUACCCCGAGCCUAAAGACAAGGAGGCGUUUGUCUUGUCUCACAUCUACAGCCCUGAUUACGACUCCUUCAUUCAGGACACAUACAGCUGGCCACAAGAGGCCAUGAAAGUCCAGGACGUGUGAUCCUGACCACCUCUCUCUCUUUCUCACUUAUCUCAAUAUGCUGCCGUGGCGUUGCGUUCAAUUUCUGCAUUGUCUCCGUUCAGAAAUUUUGACAAUGAUUCUCUCCUUUUAGCUUUUGUUUGUUUGUUUCUUUCCUUUGUAGACAUUAGUAAAUCUCUGCUGCCCUCCCAGAUGGACAGUGGUCAUUAUAUAUUUAAAUUUGCCAAAUAAAUAUUCUCUAUUAGUGAUAGACCGAUUGGCCGAUUAAUCCAGCCGAUAUCUGCCAAUUUGAAAUAUUUUCUUCGACUGAUUCAGAUAAAAUUGUCAUCUAAAACAGCAUGUUACUGGCUAAGAUAAUCAUAUAUAUCGGAUUGUACUCUGCAUGGAAAAAUUAUACAUGACUUUUCUUUGUUUUGAUAUUGGCGCUAUAUAUAUCGACCAUGGGUCUCUAAAUAUCCUCAUCGGCAAUUGAAAAACACAUAUCGGUCGACCGCUAUUCUCUGUGAUUCUCUAUGACUAAAGUUUUGAAAUGUCAAGUGCAAGUUGUCUUUUUGUUCCUCUUUCAGUGCAGUACUUUAUAUUUUAUCAAUUUUCUGUACUUGAUUAAGGUCUGACUGAGUGAAAUAUUCUAUAGCCGCACAACAGCAUAUCAAAUAUCACAAGUACGAUCUUACUUAACUAUAACUACAAUUAAACAACACUCCUUUCACUAGAUUUUCGAGCUAAGAUGUAGUAUUCAGCACAUGCGGUCCUCUGUUUUUUGUUUUCUUUGAGAGACGAAUCAGAGCUGGUGCAUAGAAGACAAAAAGCAGUGGCUCACAGUAAUGCACAAUGCUUUCUCUUGUCUUGACAAAAGUGAACAGAGGUAAAAAGAUAAACAUUUCACAGAAACUCUCAGUGCCUCUUACUGUGAGACCUCAGGACGUCACUGCUCCAUAUAAUGAGUUUAAACUCUAGAUUUGUUUGGUGGGUAGCUGAGAUUGUUGUAGGAGCCACAUCCGGCUCAUCCCUGUAGCUGCUUCUUCAUAUUUUACACUCCUGUCAGUCUGCAUGCAUGUUUUAACCUUCACACAGGAUUGAAAACGCUCCUGAAUCUGCUUACCCUGUGAGAAUCUGUCAUUCGUGAUGGGAGGCACUGCUGUUUUGUUUUUUAAUGUGUUAAGAGAAGGGAUUGUUGGAGAUUCAGUGUCACCAUCCGGAUGUUUUUAUAUACAAUAGGUGUGUUGUCCUUUAUUUUUGUACAGGGCUCUGCCUGUUGUUGUAUUCUUGCCAAAGCUACUGAUGAACUGUGUCUUUUACUCCUAUAGGUCAUGAUGCAAGCUUUAGUACUGACAGAUAUGUAUGCUUGAAUUUUUCAAAGGGAACAUGAAACUUUGUAAAUAAAAUUCUUAACAAAA